AUGGUCACUCAAAUUGAUACUUAUUUUUUAGAUAUAGACACUUUAAUUAAAUCUCAAUUCGAAGAUAACGUUCAAAAUAAUUCCCAAGUUGAACAAAAAUUCAAAGAAGCAAUAAUAUUAAUUAAUGAAAUCGAUGAUGAGAAUCAACAUAAAUCAUAUAAAUACAAAUAUCAUAAAACUUAUCAUAGUUAUUUAACCGUAAUCGGUGAUGUAGAAGGUGCUAAUAGACAUGAAAAGUUAGCGAAGAAUUGUGAAAAAUAUUUAAAUACUCAUGCUGAGGAAAGGCAACCCAUAUUGUAUACUGAUGAUGUAGUAUCCAAUACCGUCAAUCAAGAUUGUUAUCUUGAAAGAAAAAUUUCGGAAGAAUUAAAACAAAUUCGUCCAAUUUUAAAAGAUGAAUUGAUUGAAAUUGAAGUAGUGGAUACACUUAUUAAAGAGAUAAGCCGAGUUUUUGAAAAGCUUAGUAAUGUAGCUAAGACCUUUGAAGGUUAUCAAGAAGCAAUAGAUUGUGAGAUUUAUAUGAAUAGGUUAGUAGAUAGCUUAAUUCAUGAAAGGUUAAUCGUUUUAAAAGCUAGUAGUAAUAGUGAAAAUGGACUUGCUGAUAAGUCUUCAAAAGUUAAAAACAUUAGUACAGAAUUGAUAGAACAUUUGAGAUGUUUAGAAGCAUUUGCUCAUGAUGCAGCAUAUUCAAAAAGAACAGAAAUUGUUUCGUUUUUAUCGGAUUCUUCAAAUAAAAUAGGAAUACUAUUCAGAAAUGUUAUAAAUACAGAAGAAGAAAUUAAUAAACGCGCUAGAGUUCUUUGUUCAUGGUUUCACCCAGAUAAAACCAAAAAUUCAAAAAGUCCAUAUGUUCUUCGAGACAAACAUAAAAGUCAAGCCGAUGAGUUAUUUAAACUCGUCCUAGGCUUCAAGGAACAUUUAUUAAAUAAGUUGAAAAAAACUUUAGAAAUAGAGGACUAUGAAAAAUAUGGACAUGAACUUUGGAAAACUGCUAUUGAUUAUAAUCACGCAUUUAGAGGAAGAUGGAACAAAUUAAAAAUGUUAAAAGAAGAUAAUAUCAAAGAGCUCUCUCAAGAGUCAUUAGAACUUAAUAGCAAAAUUAUGGGAGAAUUGGCUUACCAUCAAUAUCGAGCAGCGUGCAAAAUUGCGGAUAAAGCUAAACUACUAAAAAUACAGGUAAAACUGAGAGGAUAUAUGGCCUUGUGUUUAUAUUUCACAAACCAAAGUUUAGAAGCACCACUAUACGCUUUAGCGGCAAUCCUUUUACAAGUUAAAAAUUCAAGUAAUUUUACACAACAAGAAUUGGAUGAUGCAAAAAAUAUACUUGAUAAAGUUAAUAGUAGGAAAGAAGAGAGAGAAAAUAGUGAAGAAGGAGUGUCUUCUAACUCGACUACUGAUAUUAAAUUAGAGAAUGACCUUAAUAAUGCGAUGGCUUUAAUAAGAACAUAUGAUAAAGAGAUCUCUCUCAGUAAUAAAGCAUUUAUUCAGAAUUCGAUCAAUAAAAAUUUAAUUAAUACGGCUACUAAAUUACUUGUUAAGGCGGAACGUAGGUUGGUUUGUUUAGAAGCAUCACUUAAUGAGAUUUCCAAUACAAAGCAGCACGCAAAAGAGUAUAAGGCUAAAGGAGUUGUAGUUACUGCAAGUGGAGGUGUAGUAGGAUCAGCAGCAUUCUUAAAUGCCGGAUUAAAUUUUGCUCUGUGUGGACCGAUUGGGUUAUUUGCAGGAGCAACCUGUCUUGUUGUAGGGUUAUGCUAUGGUUAUUAUUUGUUUAAAAAAGGCGAAGAGAUGUUUAAAGAGCCAAAGAUUCGAGAAAAUCUCAAUAAGAUCAUAAAUGAAGCGUUAAGUGCAUAUGAUAAAGAAAAAUAUCAAAAGUUCAUUGAUAUACUUUCUGAGGAAUAUGAUGAAAACAAGCGCCUCUUAAAUUUCCACGAUAAAGUUGGGAUUGUGGGUAUUGAUAUAAUCAAUACCCUCAAGACACAUGGUUUCCGGUCUGAUGGUAUAGCAUAUUUACUUGUUGUACUUGGGGAAGUUUUAGGUAGUGGAAAAAUAAACAUCGAAGGUGUCACACAUGCAGUUUUGAAAGCUGAUGCAAAAAAAUUAUUUCGAAUGGCAUUGGAUGAAGAACUUGUGAAGGAGGCAGAGGAGCUAGAUAAAUGUACAAGUCAAUUACGACAAACCAACUUAGGGAGCCUUGAGAGAUAUCUUAAAAGUACUUGUGGUAAAAUCAAAGAUUUUGUAUUAUCAGAAGAACGCACAAGAUUGGCCCUAGAAUACCUACAAGACUCUCAGGAAAUGCCUUUUUUUUCAAGGUUAGAAGAAGUACGUAAUAUUGCAAAGAUCAAUAUUGCAAUUCUUAAUAUAAUAGAAUAUGAUGAUGACGCAUAUAAAGAAGCAAAACAAACUGUUGAAGAAGUUCGUAAAUCUGUAAAAGAAAAUUAUCAAUUUAUUAUAAAAUCUAAAUUACGUCUAGAAGUCUUGGAGGAUUUCUUGUGGGUAAUUAAUGGUGAAGAUCUAUCCGACAGUAAUGGUGAUCUAUCUGAACCAUCUAAUACAUCUUUAUUAAUCACAUUUAACACUACAAUGAAGACAGAUCCGAAAUUGGAUGAUAAAUAUAUUAAUUAUUUGAAUAACCAACGGUCUUUCAACCAAAAUAAAUAUUAUGAAGCAAUUUACUUUGAAUAUUUGGCCAAAAAGGAGGCUAAAAUUAACAAGUUAAAUAGUUUACGUUAUUGGCAAUCUGCUCAAGAAAAUUAUGAGAUUGCACGUGGAAUAGAUUCUAGUAAUCUGCUUUAUUCCCUUGGAUAUGCAAGAUGUCUAUUAAAAUUGUCUAAAUAUACACAAGUUAUCAAGCUUUCUGAUACAUGUCCAGCAUUGAAUUCAUCAUCAGAAUAUUGGCAUUUUCGUAGUGUAGCUUAUUUUAAGCAAAAAAAAUAUGAAGAUGCUAUUUCAUGCAAUUCUGAAGCACUAAAAUUGGAUCCUGGAAAUAAUUCUGCUGGUAAACAUAGGGAACUUAUCAAAAAAUUGAAUGUAAAUAAUGUAGUAAGAAACCGCAUUAAUCGCUAUAAAAAAGAGUUGAUAUAUGAAACAGAUUAUUUGAAAAAUUCUUAUUGUGAUGAACGACCUGUCUACAAUAUUCUAUCAAUUGAUGGUGGAGGAAUACGCGGAGCAUUGCCGGCCUUAUGGCUCAGCGAGUUGGAAUAUCGUACUCGGAGACCCAUUGCUCACUUAUUUAAUAUGAUAGCUGGAACAUCGACUGGUGGAAUCAUUGCUGCUGGAUUAUCGGCGCCACAGUUCAAACCUAUUUUUAUGACAGAUGAACGUAUUGAAUACCAACAUUCAAAUUUAAUCCCAAUAUUUUCAGCUUCAGAUUUAUUGAACAUUUACAGGAACGGAUCCAAAAAUUUAUUCACUAAGUCAACAUCAUGGUUCAAGGUACCUAUAUGGUCAAAAGUACAAAAUAAAUAUACAGAUGAGGGUCGUUCUACUAUUUUUAAACAAUACUUUGAAGAAGUAAGAAUAUGCCAUUCUCUUACUGAAUUGGUUAUUCCUGCUGCAAAUGAAAACUACACACACUUAUUUAAUCGCUAUGAUGCUCGUAAAAAUAGUAGGAAUGCUAUGAUAAAUAAUACUUUUGUUGACAUGUUAAUGGCAACAACAGCUGCACCUACAUUUUUUCCACCUUAUAAAAUCGGUAAUAAGAAUUUUAUAGAUGGAGGGAUACAUCUUAAUAACCCAGCAUCAACGGCUUAUAGUGAGGCUAUCCGAUAUAAUGUGCCAGAUGAAAGGAUUUCUGUACUUUCUCUAGGUACAGGAUGUUAUUUACCAGAUCCUUCAAAUCCUGAUCAAUAUAAUUUACUUUUUUGGGCACAAAAUCUUCCUCAAUUCAUGAUAUCUGCACAAGAAAGUAACACAGAUCGUGAAAUGUAUACUAAAUUAAAAAAUCGGUAUCAACGAUGGCAAGUCUUUCUUGAGGAACCUAUAGAAUUAGAUGAUCAUGAAGGUAUUAAUAAUCUUUUAGAGUUGGGUUAUCAACAUAUAGAAGAACUUGAUUGUUCCGAUGAAAAUCCUAUUAAUAAGUUGAUGCAGGCAUUUGAAGAUGUAUGGUUACGUCCAAUUGACGUGUUGUCACAUCAAAAGAGUCAUAACGUCGUAGGUCAUAAUAUUUGA
Molecule: messenger RNA, 4167 nt
Organism: Cetraspora pellucida
Lineage: Eukaryota; Fungi; Glomeromycota; Glomeromycetes; Diversisporales; Gigasporaceae
Source: the annotation of a GenBank genome assembly